Molecule: messenger RNA, 1879 nt
Organism: Neoarius graeffei (lesser salmon catfish)
Lineage: Eukaryota; Metazoa; Chordata; Actinopteri; Siluriformes; Ariidae
Gene: hand2
Product: heart and neural crest derivatives expressed 2
Exons: 2
Coding region: 533-1225 (230 amino acids)
Biological process (GO): developmental process; regulation of transcription by RNA polymerase II
Molecular function (GO): DNA-binding transcription factor activity, RNA polymerase II-specific; RNA polymerase II transcription regulatory region sequence-specific DNA binding; protein dimerization activity
Source: RefSeq, a predicted model, not a curated record
CACACACACAUCAAACGGAGAAAAAUCUACACCAGAGCUGCACAAACACAACUCCAAGAGUGCAUGGGGUUGUCCUUCUCACAUCACUUUCUGUGGCUCGGACCCACUCCCAUGUUUGUCUGAGACGGGUUUAUGAGCCUGUACUGGUUUCUAAUGGGACGUGUGCUCGUCCUUGUCGUGCUCGUGCUGGAGAUGUGCACUGCGUUAUGGAGCCUGAACGCGAGUAAGUAGGUGAUUUUAUCAGAAAGAAGAAGAGGUGAUCAAUCAAGCUGAAGAAAAAAAAUGUGUUUCGCUUGGUAGGUAUAUAUGAUCAGUUGUAAGUUUUGUGAUGGACACGUAGAACCAACCCGGCUCUGCUGCACGACUUCUGGUUUGUUUGUUUUUUUCACCAAUGCAAGUCAGUGCAGAGAAUAGGUGCAGUCUGAAAGAGUGAGGAGGGGGGGAAGGAGGUGAAGAGAGAGGGGAAGGAAAGAAAAAAAAGAGGAGGAAGAGAAUAAAAUCCAAAGCUGCAAAAGCGCGCUCGGACAUUAUCAUGAGUCUUGUUGGAGGCUUUCCUCACCACCCGGUCGUGCACCAUGACGGUUACUCGUCCUCGUUUGCAGCGGCAGCUGCAGCUGCUGCUGCCGCGAGCCGCUGUCACGAGGAAAGCCCGUAUUUCCACGGGUGGCUCAUCGGGCACGCGGACAUGUCUCCGCCGCCGGAUUACGGCAUGGCGCCUUCGUCCUACAGCCCCGAGUACAGCGCCAGUAACGCCGCCGGUGGUGUGUGCGCGCCCGGGCCUGGAUUGGAGCACGGGCCCUAUGGAGCAGGAGGCGCAGGAGCGCUUGUGCCGGGCAUGAUGGUUGUGCCGCGCGCCGUGAAGCGGAGGCCCACGGCGAACCGGAAGGAGAGACGCAGGACUCAGAGCAUCAACAGCGCGUUCGCCGAGCUGCGCGAGUGCAUCCCGAACGUCCCCGCAGACACCAAGCUGUCCAAGAUCAAAACCCUGCGCCUCGCCACCAGCUACAUCGCCUACCUCAUGGACAUCCUGGACAAGCACGAGCAGCACGGCGGCGGAGACACAGAGGCCUUCAAGGCCGAGUUCAGGAAGGCGGACUCCAAAGAGGAGAGGAGGAAGAAAGAAACGAAUGAAGUUUUGAAAUGUUCAGGGAGCAGCAAUGACAAGAAACCCAAAGGGAGAACUGGUUGGCCGCAACACGUCUGGGCUUUGGAACUGAAACAGUGAACUUUAAAAAGCCUCUCAAUGAGGCCUUUCCUUGUCAUGUUUUUUACACUAACUUUAUUUAAUGGAAUAUUUAUGUGCAAUUUCUACGGACAGUGGAUCCUUGAAGACAAAACAAAGAAAGAAAGAAAGAAACAAACAAACAAAAAAAACAUUCCAUGUUUAAGAGGAGGAUGCCCCUCUUGGUAAGGGAUUGUGUUAUUGUUGCUGUUGUUGCUGUUGUUGCUGUUGUUGUUGUUGUUGUUGCUGUUGUUGCUGUUGUUGUUGUCUAGUUUGUGGUGAAUGUCAGCCACUAAAGUGAAAGUGUAGGUCUCUCUGUUUCUCUUUCUCGUUCCAUUUCUCUGAAUAGAAACUAUACCAAGUGAGAGGUCAAGGAGGAAGUGAUGAAACAGUUCGAAAUGACGUUCAAUUUGGAGAAAGAAAAAGAAAAACACAAAUAAGUGUCAUGAAGUGUUCUUGUGAUGUUUUGUUGUGGUCGUGUAUCCCUCCCUAUAGGAAUCUCUCUGCUCGUGUUCGAAACCUAAUGUUGAGUCCAUUUCAAGUGCACUUCCGUCCAGACCAGACACCAUAAGUUUAUUAAAAAAAACAACAAACAAAUAAAUAGAUAGAUAGAUAGAUUAAAUAAAUAAAUAAAUAAAUAAAUAUCUGAAGAUGUAA